AUGUCAGUCGCCUGCAAGAGCACCUGGGAGGCACAGGGCAGCUCCUCUUGCUCCGGCUCCACCCCAGGGCUGCUCCGAAUCAUCCGCAUGCCUGGGAUGUCCAGCCGGACUUCUAAAACCUGCUGGGGCCUCCUCAGGGCUGUCUACACCUGCCCAGGAUUCCCUGCCCAGACGGGUCGGAAGUCAGGGUCAGGGACCCUUCCCCGCCUCCCCUUGCAGAUCCACUGUCUCCCAGGGACCUUGCUUGCCCCUUUCCCAGGGCCUGGUGGGCAGAGCCGAGGCUGGCCACUUAUCAACAGUCUGGGCGGGAAGACCCUUCAAAAGCCCCCGCGGGCACCACACCUGGGGACACCCCCGUGUGGCUCCCCGACCUCCCCCCGCCUCCACAGAGCAUGCACAAGCACACGCACCCACACGCCGCCACGGCUGUCCCUGGGCUCGCCUGCCUGGGGCCCGCUUCUGGGAGGACCAGUGCCAGGUGCUGCAGGCUGGGCCCGGCUGAGCAGCUCAGUGUGUGCGGCGGCCACGGCUGGCGGCGCGUGGGGCUGGGCCCGGGGGACCCCCGUGGGAGCCCUAACCCUGACGGCUCUGGCUGAAGGGACUCGGGCCAGCCAGGGGCAGCCCCCGGGACCCCCUUCCACCGGCCCUCAGCCCGAACCUGAGCUUGAACGCGGGGUAGAGCCUGGGUGGGCAGCCGCCAUUCCCCCAGCUGGCAGUGAGCCCUUCUCCCAGCCUCCUGCCCAGGAGCCAGCCCCUGAGGGACCAUCCCAGACUCCCCAGAGUUCCUUGGAAGAGGGGGCCCUCGCAGACCUGGCGUCGUACACGGCUGCCUGUCUGGACGAGGCCGGCUUUGCGGGAACGCAGGCGACGGCUCUCACCCUGUCCUCGGCCCUGGAGGCCCGGGGGGAGCGGCUGGAGGACCAGGUGCACGGCCUUGUGCGGGGGCUGCUGGCACAGGUGCCCAGCCUGGCGGAGUGGAGGCCCCAGCGGGUGGCCCUGCAGGUGCGGAGCACGCUGGCCCUGGAGCACUCUCGGGGCGUGGUGUGUGCACUGCUGCUGUGCUCAUUGCCCCCGGACCGGGCAGCAACCGAGCUUUGGCGCAGCCUGAGCCAGAACCAGCGCAUGAAUGGGCAGGUGCUGGUGCAGCUGCUGUGGGUGCUAAAGGGCUCGGCCAGAUCCCAGCUGGGGGCACUGGCGGCCUCUCGCGCCCUUGGGGAGAUGCUGGCUGUGUCCAGCUGCGUGGGUGCCAGGCGGGGCUUCUACCCGCACCUUCUCCUUGUGACGGUCACACAGCUACACGAGCUGGCCCGGGACCCAUCCCCUGACAUCCCCAAGGUUUGGGCCCCAUCCCACCAGGGCUACCCCCAUUCGUCUGCUGCCCCCCCCCCCAGCUGCACAGUGGAGGGCUCGAAGGCCCUGCUCACUGGGGACGGCUGCCGCAUGGUCGUCACGUGCAUGGAGCAGGCUGGAGGCUGGAGAAGACUGGUGGGAGCCCACCCCCACCUGGAGGGUGUCCUGCUGCUGGCCAGUGCCAUGGUGGCGCACGCCGGCCACCACCUGCGAGGCCUGUUCGCGGACCUGCUGCUCCAGCUCCGCAGCGCGGAAGACGCACAGCGCCUCACGGCUACGGCCUUCUUCACCGGACUGCUGCAGAGCCGGCCCACCGCACGGCUUCUGCGGGAGGAGGUCAUCCUGGAGCGGCUCUGCGCUUGGCAGGGCGACCAGCCCACCGUGCGCUGGCUGGGCCUGCUGGGCCUCGGCCACCUGGCGCUGAACCGCGGGAAGGUGAGGGGAAGGGCGGGGCGGGGUCUGCGAGGGGUCUCCCACGAGUCCCCGUCCCUGCAGGUCCGUCACGUGAGCACGCUGCUGUCCGCGCUCCUGGGCGCGCUGGGCGAGGACGACGCGCGGCUCGUGGGCGCCGCACUGGGGGCGCUGCGGAGGGUCCUGAGGCGGCCGCGGGCGCCGGCGCAGCUCCUGGGCGCGGAGCUGGGACCGCUCCUCCCACCGCUUCUGGACCACGCCCGGGACUCGGUCCACGCCUCUGCGGUCUGGCUCGUCGGGACGCCGGUGGCGCGCGGCCGGGGCGGGCUCCGGGUGGGGCUCCACGGCCCCCUGCGGAAGCUGGUGCUGCAGAGUCUCGUGCCGCUGCUGUUGCGGCUGUACGACCCCAGCCGGGACACCAGUGAGAGCUCAGAGUGGACGCUGGCCCUCUGUGACCAGGCCCUGCGCUGGGGCCUGCUGGGGGAGAUGGCCACUGUGGCCCACUGCGACAGCCCUGAGGCCCUAAGCCGCGUCUGCCACCGCCUGGUUCAGUGGUACCCAAGUCACGUGCCCCGCUUCCUGAGCCAGACCCAGGGCUACCUGCGGAGCCCCCAGGACUCCCUGCGCUGGGCAGCCGCCGUGCUCGCGGGGAAGGCAGUCCUGGUGUCACACUGCUUCCUGGUCCAUCACUCAAGCCCCAGCCGCAUCAACCAGGACCUGCUAGACAAUCUGUUCCAGGGUGCGGGGCAGCUGCAGAGUGACCCUGAGCCCACCGUGGUGGCAGCGGCACAAGCGUCCACCCGGCAGGUGGUGCUGCCGGCUCAGGCGCAGCACCCUCCCUGCCGUGGGCGCCUCCUGGGCCUCCUGCGCCUUCCCUGCCUGAGCCGGUGCCACGCCCGUGCCUGGCCCCCACCGGUCUACAGAGACAGCCUGUUCCAGCACCACCGGAGCCCCGCUGGCCCCUGGGGCUGCUCAGGACCAGGCUGAGCCCGACUGGCCCACCCUCCGGGCGGGAGCCAGGGUGCUGAGU
Molecule: messenger RNA, 2791 nt
Organism: Physeter macrocephalus (sperm whale)
Lineage: Eukaryota; Metazoa; Chordata; Mammalia; Artiodactyla; Physeteridae
Gene: MROH6
Product: maestro heat like repeat family member 6
Cellular component (GO): cytoplasm
Source: RefSeq, a predicted model, not a curated record